Molecule: messenger RNA, 4663 nt
Organism: Menidia menidia (Atlantic silverside)
Lineage: Eukaryota; Metazoa; Chordata; Actinopteri; Atheriniformes; Atherinopsidae
Source: the annotation of a GenBank genome assembly
CGUGCGUUUCUACGUCACCCCUGUCACGAUGACGCAAUGUGCUGCACACUUGUGAGAAAAACGGUCCAGAGCAGCCCAGUUGUUGUUAUUCUGAGGAUGUCCCUCUGUGGAUCCAGCAGUGACCACUCCCCGGAUGAAACCAUCGUUUUCCGUGUGUUCUCCUCUCUGAACAGCCUCCGCUGCUCUGCGCGCAACAGCAACGCCGCGCCGCGGCCCCCAUCAGGAAGUGAAUUUCAAGAAAAUAGCGACUGUGGAGGUAGAAUGACAUAGAGGGGGGAAGAGGUGGAGAGAAUCAAGCGGAGAAAAAUAAAACGAAUAUAACGGAGGGAGGAAUCGACCCCGCUUCCAGAUCAGUUUGGAGCCGUUCUCCUCUGGGAUAUACGGUCACUUCGCCGGAGGGAAAAAAAACAAAGAUACCACAAUAAAAUGCUCAUAAAGGAAUAUCGAGUGAUUCUUCCCAUCUCUGUGGAAGAGUACCAGGUUGGCCAGCUUUACUCUGUGGCCGAGGCCAGCAAAAAUGAGACAGGAGGAGGGGAAGGAGUGGAGGUGCUCAAAAAUGAACCCUAUGAGAAAGAAGGAGAGAAGGGACAGUACACACACAAAAUCUACCAUUUGCAGAGUAAAGUGCCGUCAUUUGUCAGAAUGUUGGCUCCGGCUUCAGCACUCAACAUCCACGAGAAAGCCUGGAAUGCAUACCCAUACUGCCGCACAGGCAACAGAAUGAGUACAUGAAAGAUAACUUCCUGAUCAAGAUCGAAACAUGGCACAAACCUGACAUGGGACACCAGGAAAAUGUACAUGGUUUGGAUGCCGAAACCUGGAAGAAGGUGGAUGUAGUCUAUAUUGAUAUUGCAGAUAGAAGCCAAGUGGAGCCAAAGGACUACAAGCCAGAGGAGGAUCCUUGUAAGUAUAAGUCGGCAAAGACAGCACGAGGGCCCCUAGGAACAGACUGGAAGAAGGAGCUUCCCAACAAGAAAGACUGCCCCCAUAUGUGUGCCUACAAACUGGUCACUGUCAAAUUCAAGUGGUGGGGUCUGCAGAAUAAAGUGGAGAACUUCAUUCAAAAGCAAGAAAAGCGCUUGUUUACCAAUUUCCAUCGUCAGCUGUUCUGCUGGAUUGACAAGUGGAUUGAAUUGAACAUGGAUGACAUCCGCCGCAUGGAGGAGGAGACGCGUAAGGAGCUGGAUGAGAUGAGAGUGAAGGACCCAGUGAAGGGGAUGGUGGCUCUAGAGGACUGAGGCUGCGUCGGACUGUGAAUGCUGCUGCUCAUCAGAACAGAUACCUAAACACCAGCGGAUUCACGUCCUCUCUUUCUCUAAAAUGACGUUAAGUCUGACCGGCCGGUCCAAACCCACUUCCCACAGUACAGUCUGGUUUUCAGGGACCUGGACCCAGUACACUCCCAGUUUUAAGCUGAUCUCGUCCUCCUCAUUGUUUCUUCGUUGAUUCUCAUCUGUUCUUUAUUUAUUUCUUCCAUCUAGUGUCCCCCGUCUGGUUAAACACUCUGAGGCCUCCAGUAGCAACAUAAUAGAUCUUGUCUGUCAGUCCUCUCUCUCUCUUUCUCUCUCUCUAAGAAUUGUUAAAAACUUCAGAGUAUAGAGUUACUUAUCUCUGCCAUUUAGGAUGUAUUUCUACUUGGGAUAUCCCAGUGGUGUAUAUAUAUAUAGGGUAUAAAAGUAUCACAGGGAGAUAAAUAACUGUAUUGAAGUAUAUAAAUAUAUAUUAACAGGGUUUUUAAAAUGAAGUUCUGUAAGUUUGUCUGUGAAUGUUUAUUUUUCCAGAUGAAGCUUUGUCUGCUCAGUGUUGCAGUUAGAUCCUGUGAUUUGCUCAUUUUUUGUUUUUAUUUUCAGUUUUGUGUCCUCGCACCUCCCCCGCAAUUUGCUGUUACUUAUUUUGUUGUCCAAAUAGAUUUGUAAGUCUACAAACUACGACUGAAAGGUUGAGAUUAUGCUUUUUCUUUUUAGUGUCACAUUGUCUCUGCUCUUCUGAUCACCGGAAAAGGCUGAGGCAUUUUUUCAGCUUCUCUGCUGCUUCGUGUGUUAGUUUGUGUGUGUGCGCGUGUGUGUGUGUGCACGCUACUGUUUCUGCGCUUGAGUGUGUUACUGUAGCAUUGUUAGAAUAUCGAGGUUUCCAGCCAUAUUUUCUUUGAGUCAAAUAACUUCUUGCUCUUCAUCAAACUGCUUGAACAUGCAGCAAGAACAUGGGAAUGCGUAAAUAAAGUGAGAAACAUCGUUUACAAGGAUGCACAUAGAAUGUGAGUCACUCUGCAAUGAAAACUAACAGGUGACAAUUGGAGCAGCCAUAAAUGAGUUAAGGAUUGUCUAUAUUUUUUUGUGUAGAAGUGGCAUCUAUUGUGCUGUCACUUACUGUCAUCUCAGUGGAUAAAUGUUUUUAUCCAGCAAGAGCAAUAACUAUCAUGACCUGUGGUUCCUCUUUUGUCUAUUUGUGUGUUACGAUUGUUUUCACCUGUUUUAGUACAGCAAAGCCCAAGCUGAAAGUCAAGCUAUUGAUAAUUAAUCCAUUAAAUGCUGGUUUUAAUGUGUCAGUCUUUAAAUGAGGUGGAUUCUCUGCUGCUGGAAUCGGAAGUUUGUGGCUCGUAUUAGUGUGUUUUGGUGUUUUCGGUAUGUGCAUGAGUGUGAAGAGUGUCUGUGAAUAAUAUACAGUGGUGGGUGUCUUUGCAGGGAGCUGAUGCUAUAUAGGAAAGAAGCUAGAAAUAGCAGACCUCCCCAAUGUUGAUUUCUGUUUGGCCUCCUUUGUCUUGACUUACUAUUGUUUUCCUUAUUUCCCAUCUUCCCUUUACUUCACUUUUAUUACAUAGUUAAACAGUGUGGAAACCUGAAAGAGCAAGCAACAGAUGAUGUCAAUAAUUCCCCACAGUACAUAUUUAAGUUUGUAUUUCUAUUAAUAACUGCCUCCGAAAAUUAGAUUGGUGUCAACAUUUUUACUUAGAGGACGAUCAAACACACACCCUAAUUUGCUGAUAUGAAUUGAUUUAAUAUUUAAUUCAUUCAUUCAUUUUUAAUCAGUUAAAGAAUUCAAUAGUUUUCAAAUCUUCUGUAAAUAAAAAAAAGUCUAAAAAACUUAUAGAUUACUGAAAUAUGUUUAUUUUCUGUAUGCAGAUCAUUUUAUAUUACAAGAGAAAGACACAGCACACUUGAGUGAUCUUGAGUGAACAUGUUCAAAGUUUUUUUUGUUUUUUUUUAGGGGGGGUGUGGGUUUUCCAUUAAUAAUUAUUCAAUAUAAACCACACUAAGUACUGAAGAUGUUACACCCAAAUAAUAGAUGUUUUACCUGUUAUUGAAUCGAUUAGACUAACAGGGUACUUCAUUUGACAGACUGUGAGGUAAUAAGGCCUACAAAGGUCAAAGUGUUACAACUAAAGUACUAUAACUUUUUUUUCUGUUGCCUCCUCUUUGAAGAGAACACUGGCUCUGUAUGUGUCAUCCUUCCACCUCUGUGUCCAUCAGGAAUCUCACUCUGUGUCUGUGGGGCUACCAACGAAGAUAUGUGGAUGUACUGUAUGUACUGAUUUUGUAAAUAGUAAAUUAACUAAUGUAGAUGAACACAUAUAUAUAAAUGAGACUGUCCUGCCAAACCUGCGUCACUCCCUCUGAUCCUCUCGUUCCAUUGCUAAACAUAAAGCAGUACACAAAAUAUGAACAUUCCUCACAGGACUAUCACCGUGAGGAAAUGUAGGGUUAUAGCCGCUAAACUUCAGCACUGAUGAGAUAUUUUCAAGAAUAAUGUUAGCUGUAGUCAUUUUAAAAGGCAUUCCUUACAUAUUGUUCUAGAUGGAGUCAAUUUUAAGACACUCCUGUAAAAUAGUGAGGAGGUGAGUCGAUGUGGUUUGUACCUGGAAGAAUACUUAAAGUGAAGAAAAAAACCUACUCACAUACCUGUCCUCACUUUAAUUCCUCACAGGAACCACGUCUCAUUGGCAGGACAGUGUAUAAAUAUAUAUUUUUGUUCUGAAUGUUGUUGUACCUCUGUUGUCAGUCUCUGAAUUUGACUCGCUUCUCUCACUGAAAAAGGAACAUGCAAUGGCAGCUUGGGUCAUUUCACUGAUCCAUUUUAUUAGCUGAUGGAUUUAAAAGUGGAGCCUCUUUGCACGUUGGAUUCUGCCCUCCUGUUAGCGACGGGGAUGGAAGUGAUCUUUCUCCACAAUUCAUAGUAGCUUCAACGUCUGGAGCGUUGGAGUUAAUAAGCUUAGCAGUGAAAUGAGAAAUUAUAAAAGACUAUUAAACAUGGUCGUUUCCACACAGAUACCGACUGCAGGUCUGAACUUGCAGGCUUGUGAGACAGUAUGGUUUAACAGAGACAAUCUCAUAGAUAUCUGUUGUUAGAUUCCUUGAUUUAUAAUCAGAUUAAGAAGAAACCAAAUGAUUCCAUAAUCCCAAACUGUUUUUAAAUCUCUCUAUCUCUCUUUCUCUCUCACUCCUGUUAACUUGUCUUCUAUUUCUUUCUUUUAUUGUGAAUUUGUGCCUUUUGGUCAUCUUAUUCUCUAAUAACACUACUGUACAUCAGAGAUGUAAAGAAAUGAAUAAAAAGAAGCAAAGCAACAGUACAUAUUAUACGUCUGAUGUGAAUUAUUAAUUUUUUGGAACACCAAUGUCUUGAAGUUGGGAAGGUGAUCUAUUACACAGGGAGCCACAAGGAACCUAAA